CCCACACAAGUCAAGUCUUUUUUCCUUUCCCGAGCAAGCAUUUACACAUGCUCAAAUCGAGGCCCAGUAUUGAUCUUGCCGGUAGAUAGCUUCAAUUUUAGGACCACAAUGGAUGUUUUUACUUUGAUAGCAUUUGUGAGUACUUGUUUUCUAAUCUUCUUGGAAGCCUCCACAGCAAUUGAUUCCAUUUCUCCAUCUGAGCCUCUCCCCGAUGGAAAGACCUUAGUUUCGAAUGAUGGAAGCUUUGAGUUGGGUUUCUUCCGUCCAGGCAGUUCUUGGAAUCGGUACUUGGGAAUUUGGUACAAAAACAUCCCAGUCAGAACAGUUGUUUGGGUUGCAAACAGGGUGAACCCAAUAAAUGACUCUUCUGGCAUGUUGAUGGUAACAACCACUGGUGAUCUUCAGGUUCUGAGUCAGAACAUAACUAUUGUUUGGUCAGCUAACUCAAAAAAAGCAGCUCAGAAUCCCAUACUGCAACUCCUGAAUUCUGGCAAUCUUGUUUUGACAGAUGACAGGGAUGGAAAUUCGGGAGCUUACUUGUGGCAAAGCUUUGAUUAUCCAUCUGAUACACUGCUACCGGGGAUGAAACUAGGAUGGGACUUGAGAACUGGCCUUGACCGGCGUCUCUUAGCGUGGAAGAACUCUAAUGAUCCAUCUCCUGGUGACUUUACUUGGGAAAUUGAACUACAAGGUAAUCCUGAGGCUGUGCUCUGGAAAGGCUCAAAGAAAUAUUUCCGGUCUGGCCCCUGGAAUGGCAUAAGUUUUAGUGGUCUCCCAAUUUUAAGUCCUGAGAACCAACUUUUCAGUUUUGAAUUUGUCUCCAAUGAAGAGGAGGUCUACUACAUGUUUUCCUUCAAAAACAAGUCUGUGCUCUCAAUGGAUGUUCUGAACCAAACUGACUACACAAUACAGAGCUACGCAUGGAGUGAAGCAACUCGAACGUGGAAGCUUUGGGCAUACCUACCUGACGAGUAUUGUGACAAAUAUGGGCUUUGUGGUGCAUAUGGGAAUUGUGACAGUACUCAACUUCCAGCUUGCCAAUGUUUGAAAGGAUUCAAGCCUAAAUCACCUGAUGGAUUGAGCUCUGGGGACUGGUCUCAAGGAUGUGUCAGAAACAAGCCAUUGGACUGCCAGGCGGGUGAUGGAUUUAUCCAAUUUGGAAGGUUGAAACUGCCUGAUGCUACCCAUUCAUGGGUAAACAAAACUAUGAGCCUCAAGGAAUGCAGGGAUAAAUGCUUGCAGAACUGUUCUUGUAUGGCAUAUACUAGUUUGGAUAUAAGAGGAAGAGGUAGUGGUUGUGCCAUUUGGUUUGGUGAUCUAGUUGAUAUUAGACAGUUUCAAUCCGGUGGGCAGGAUCUGUUCAUUAGGAUGUCUGCUUUGGAAUUAGGAUCAACGAGAAAUGAGACAAAGUUGAAGAUAGCACUAUUAAUUGCAACUCCAUUCGCUGCACUUCUGGCGAUGCUUAUUUUAUGCUAUUACUUCUGCAAAAGCAAGGGAAACUCAGAAGAAAGAAUCAAAGAGAAGAAAGAAAAUGGCAUAAAGACUGAAGGCCAAGAUGAAGACAUGGAGCUUCUAGUAUUUCAACUAGCUACAAUAUCACAUGCAACUGAUAAUUUUUCACUCAGCAACAAGCUGGGUCAAGGGGGUUUUGGACCUGUUUACAAGGGAACAUUGGCAGAGGGGCAAGAAAUAGCCGUUAAGAGGCUUUCAAAAAGUUCCGGGCAAGGAAUGGUAGAGUUCAAAAAUGAAGUUAUACUGAUUGCCAAGCUUCAACACCGUAAUCUUGUUAAGCUUCUUGGUUACUGCAUUAAAGGAGAUGAAAAGAUGCCUCUCCGGGUUUCCUUCGCUGGACUUACCGCUGUGGCCUAUGGGGGCGUGGUCUCUUUUAGGAAAAUCUGCUUGCCAUGGAGUAGGGAUUUGAUCUGGCCCCCAAGAUUGGGUCCCAUUAAACGAGAGUUUCUUUAGUCCACCAAUGGUAAUAAAGAAAUGAUUUUUGU
This is a messenger RNA of Rubroshorea leprosula, 1997 nucleotides long. Lineage: Eukaryota; Viridiplantae; Streptophyta; Magnoliopsida; Malvales; Dipterocarpaceae. The record is from the annotation of a GenBank genome assembly.